ACAUUUUGAUAUUUGCAGGGUUGCAAUCUUUUCCCAAAUGCAUGCACAUCCCAUUGACGUAUGUGGAGGUUGCUUGCUUGUGAGCAUAAGAGGCCUGCUGCAUCUUGUCCUCAUAGCAGCGGAUGGAAAGCCAACAUACAUGACAUGAGAGCAAAAGCAGCUGGCAUUUAUAGGCCUGCUGCCACAGGAGAACAUUGCCAUGAUGACAAGGAGCCACUGAUGGUCUUAUCCAUGAAUUUGUCUGUUGAUAUUCUCUAUAUUGUCUAUUAGCCUUUUAUUUAUUGCCAUCUGCUUGUCUUUUUAGAGUGGAGUAAAACUAUAUUUUGAAGUCAUAAGUUCUAUAUUUUUGCAGUGGGAACCUCUGUGAAUACACAACAAAUAUUGUAAGUAGGGAUGAGACUCCAAAAAAGAAUGCAGAACAACCCGGAACAAUAAUAAUCCAAAAACACUUCAAUAAAUACCCAUCUAGUAGGGUAGAUAUAUGUCCUAUUUUUCCAUGACAGGUCCUCUUUAUCAUGGGCAGAGUCGCCAUAGCGAUCCAUAGUUAAAAGCAGAAGUCAGCAAAUGUGUCCUCUUUUUUGCUCUUCAAAAUAUGGCGACCCUGGCUGUUAUGUUGUUGUCGUCUGUUUACAGUAUUACAUUUAUAACCCACACGGCAGAAACAACUUUUUGAAAACUACAUUUCUCCUCCCCUUGGGACAAGACAUCCUUAGAUAGUUCUAGGUGGGUGUUUUCUGUCAUUGUAUAAGACAAGGGCUGCCCAAUACAUUUUGGCACCUGAGGCAAACCACAAAAUGGCUCCCUCAGGAAUAAAGAGCUACAUCGGGAUCUGCUGCCCCUGUGGAUCCUGCCGCCUGAGGUGGUCGCCUUACCUUGCCUCAUGGGUGGGCAAGCCCUUAAAGAAUAAGACCUGGCAAAUCUCAUCCAAAGGAAAUCCGCCCAGAAAGCAUGCUGCCAUCGCCCAGGCCUUUUCUCUAGAUUGCCAAAACACAGACAGGAUGUUCUUAUUCUUGCCUUUUAGGCAGUGUAAAAACUGAGAUAUGAAAGCUAGGAGCUAAAUGGCACCUUAAACCUAAGUUAUGGGCACAACAACAGAAUGUCUAGGUGUACUUUUUUUAAUAACAAGAAUACAAAGCUGGAAAUGAAGGAACUGCAGAUAAAAUAUUAGGUUCAAUUUUCACAUGGUCUAGUCCUUCCUCUGCCCACUCCCUAAUAUUCUUAAGAGGGUUUCUUCUCCGGUCUUCAGAGAGUACCUGAAAGUGGGGAAGCAGAAUAAGGUCCUCCUUCCCUUCCACUCUGCAGUUUUACUCUGAAAUCUUAGGCACAGUACUGGACCCAGAGCUCAGAAACUACUCACACUAAUGAAAUUCCCUGUCAUUAGUGCCUAGAUUAGAACAAUGGGAGUUUCAAACUCUGCUUUUUGGGCAUGGGUGGUUUCAGACCUGUACAAAAAUCCUGGGUUUAUCAAAUGCCCAACCACAUUGUCACAGAACAGACCAACCACAGGGUCCUUAGCUGCUUUGAAGCUAGGGGCUUGGUUUUCUGUUUCUCCCCCCACCCCACCCCCAAAAAAGUCCUGUCUCAUCUGCAUCAAAACCUUCCUGGGGCACAUAUCCCUUGUUGUCUUUGGGGAAUGCUUUUGCCGCCUCCUUGUCUGCCAGUGCACCCUCCCCGGAAAUAUGCAUGUUCUUGAGGUUGAAGCGGUUCUUAAAAGUGUGAAGCUGGCUUUGAAUUCCUUUUUCCAGGCUGCUCACCCUCUGGAAGGUUUGCCGUUUGCACAGAGGGAGAGAGCCUUUUGGUGUCACUGAGGUCCAUCAACAGGCACCCGUUUCUGACUCAGCUUUUACAGUCACAGGUUUAAUGUCUUCUCAGUCUUGACUAAAGCCUUGUCACACCCCUGGCUGGUCACCUUGGCAGAUAUCCGUGAUUCCAAUACAGCUCGUGGCAGGAGCAUUAAUUUGGCCUUGUCUCACAGGGGACGGCAAGCUCUCAAGGCUGUUGGACUGGAAAAGCAGGUGACCGUACAUUUAAAGGAUGAAACAAAAUAUUGUGUCUAAAGGCAUACCUAUGAGAGCAAGGAGAAUUCACACGCUCUCAGGCAAACAAUAUUCAAUUCCAUAUGGGACAAAGAGCCAGUACAUUCUCUCUGUGGAUAGAGCAGAUUUAAACAAAGAUCUGCUAACUGCUGCUGAGAAAUAUCCUAAUACUAAAUUAUACUUUGGACACAAACUGCUUCACUGCAAUGUGGAACUGGGGACACUGACCUUUUCAAGAUCAGACCAGAUGUCAAAAGAAGUCAAUUGUGACCUAAUUGUAGGCUGUGACGGAGCCUUUUCUACAGUUAGGAAGCAGUUCAUGAGACAAACACGUUUUGACUACAGCCAAGUAUAUAUUCCUCAUGGAUACAUGGAACUGAAAAUACCCCCAAGGGAUGGAAAUUUUGCAAUGGAACCAAAUUAUCUUCACAUCUGGCCCAGGAAUACAUUCAUGAUGAUUGCACUGCCAAACCUGGAUAAGUCAUUCACAUGCACUCUCUUCAUGCCUUUUGACGAUUUUGAAACACUCACAACAGGAGACCAAGUGCUGGAUUUUUUCAAAAUGUACUUUCCGGACACAGUUCCUCUGAUAGGAAAGCAAGAACUGAUGCGAGAUUACUUUUUGUUGCCAGCCCAGGCCAUGGUCUCUGUGAAAUGCUCCUCGUUCCACCUUGGCUCUGGCUGUGUGCUGAUGGGAGAUGCGGCCCAUGCGGUUGUGCCCUUCUACGGACAAGGCAUGAACGCUGGAUUUGAAGACUGUCUGGUUUUUGAUGAGUUAAUGAACCAGUUCCAAAACGAUAUAGGUAUUUGUCUCCCAGAGUUCUCAAAGCUGAGAGUACCUGAUGAUCAUGCAAUUUCAGAUUUAGCUAUGUAUAAUUAUAUAGAGAUGCGGGAGCAUGUCAAUUCAAAGUGGUUCAUUUUCCGAAAGCACAUUGACAGCUUUCUUCACACCCUCUUCCCCUCCACUAUCAUCCCUCUGUACACCAUGGUCACAUUCUCCAGAAUUCGAUACCAUGAAGCUGUGCAAAGAUGGAAAUGGCAGAAUAAGGUAAUUAAUAGAGGCCUCUUUCUCACUGUGGCUAUGACAGCAGUAAGUGGCAUCUAUCUGCUCAGAAAUGGCAUUAAGCUACAAAUUGACGUCUGUGUAGAGAACCUGUGGAAAUGGACACUUAGCCUCAGAAAAUUUGGAAAUGUACCACUGGUUACCCAAAAGUGUUAAAAGCAAGAGAAAGAAAGAAAUGUAUUCAGUGUUUUAAUUUUACCUCUGCUUGGAAAGUCGGAACGACAAAGUAUUCCCAAAAGACUAAUUGUGCUACAUGGUGCUGGAUCCAAGUGUUAGAAUGCCAUCCAUAUGGAACCCAACCAGGGCCGUCUCAAGCAGGUCGGGCGCCCUGGCGCUGAUGCGCGGAGAUCGCUCCGGCGCCCCCACCCUCGCAGCGCACAGCACGGCUUUCCACGCGGCUUUGCCGUGCAGCGCCCCCCCUACCGGCGCCCCACGCCACCGGGACUACACCUAGAGCCGGGCCUGAACCCAACACAAGACACUUGCCAUAGACUUGAGUGCCCUGCUGUCAUCUUCCUAAAGAAAUGGUAUGUGUCCCUCAAGAGCCUGAGGGCCUCCAAGCUGUUCUACCAUACUUUCCCAAAUACCAGCAUCCACUUUUACACACAAGAGGACAUGUAUAAAUUAACUGCAUUUUGUGAGUUUUAGAAAAGUUAUGAGCUGCACUGAACUUGCAAUAGAUCUGUAUCCAAUUUUUAAAGUGUCAACCAGUUUUCCAGUUUCUUAAGUGAACUGUUGAACUACAAUGUAAACGAGAAACAGAAUCAGCAAUAAACUUGGCAUAUAAAAUUCAGGUUUGUGUGGUGCUUUUUUGUCACAUAGAA
Molecule: messenger RNA, 3923 nt
Organism: Zootoca vivipara (common lizard)
Lineage: Eukaryota; Metazoa; Chordata; Lepidosauria; Squamata; Lacertidae
Source: RefSeq, a predicted model, not a curated record